Baudoinia panamericana UAMH 10762 is the source of this 2108-nucleotide messenger RNA. RefSeq lists its product as uncharacterized. The record is from RefSeq and is a predicted model, not a curated record. Lineage: Eukaryota; Fungi; Ascomycota; Dothideomycetes; Mycosphaerellales; Teratosphaeriaceae. Bases 267 to 2090 code for a protein of 607 amino acids. Gene Ontology annotation, molecular function: N,N-dimethylaniline monooxygenase activity; flavin adenine dinucleotide binding; NADP binding. The transcript is spliced from 6 exons.
AAGUAAUCUGCAUCGAUGGCGCGAUCGACAGCGUAUGUCAGGAGGAUUGUUCAUCCUUUUCAGCGACGCUUAGCCCUACUACAGCCGAGGCUCCUACAACCACGCAUUGAGGGGCUACCACAUUCGAUCACUAAAUAGCAUAUUGGGAAUGUGUAGACGAGUAUGCUUGCGUCCGGCUUCCAAUUCACAUUCAGGCAGCUUCACACAUUCGAGUCGUAUCUCUUUGCAAGACCCCUUUUCGUUUUGUUCUGCACAACAUUGUCUAUAUGGCUCCUGACCUCAAUGCCGUCGCCGCUGGCGAGCGGUUCGACUACUCACAGCCGGGCUCUUCCGGCUAUCAUAUCAACCAAGAGAUCACCUGGAACGAUCCAAAGAACCGAAAGUUGAAGGUCUUAACCAUCGGAGCCGGUGUGACCGGCAUAUUGAUGGCAUACCGGAUACAGAAGGAUUGCCCAAAUGUAGAGCAUGUUAUCUACGAGAAGAACGCAGAUAUCGGAGGGACGUGGCUCGAGAACCGGUACCCGGGCGCUGCAUGUGAUAUACCUAGUCAUGCCUACACCUAUCAGUUCGCCCUCAAUCCAGACUGGCCUCGCUUCUUCUCAUACUCGCCUGACAUCUGGAAAUAUCUUGACAAAGUCUGCGAGACAUUCGACUUGAGGAAGUAUAUGAACUUCAACACCGAAGUCAUAGGGUGCUAUUGGGACGAAGGUAUGGGUGAAUGGAAGGUCAAGCUGCGGGAGACCGUAAACGGAGAGGUCGUUCGAGAAUUUGGUGAUACUUGCCAGUUGUUACUCCACGGCACUGGUAUCCUGAACAAUUUCAAGUGGCCAGACAUACCUGGCUUGAAAGAUAAGUUCAAGGGUAGGGUUGUUCAUACGGCUCGCUGGCCCACAGAUUACCAGAAGGAGCAGUGGAACCACGAUCGCGUUGCAGUCAUCGGAUCUGGCGCCUCAUCCAUCCAGACUGUGCCUACCAUGCAGCCGCACGCUAAGCAUAUCGACAUUUUCGUCCGCACUGGCGUAUGGUUCGUCCAGAUUGCGAACAACUAUGGCCAAAACAAAGAAUACGACCAGCAGGAGAGGGACACAUUCCGCCACGACCCUAAAGCCUUGGUUGCCCAUGCGAAGGAUAUCGAGGAUCAAGUCAACGGUCUCUGGGGAGCCUUCUACUCCGAUACCGAGGCACAAAAGAUGGGCCAGGAGUUGUUCCGUAACCGUAUGAAGGAGUUCAUCAAGGACGAACGGCUGUUGAAAGGCUUCACACCUAAGUUCGGCUUGGGGUGCCGUAGGAUCACUCCUGGCGAUCCGUACAUGGAGGCCAUACAGAAGGACAAUGUCGACGUCCACUUCACGCCUGUCGUCAGCUGCACCGAAGAAGGCGUGGUUGGUGGUGACGGCACUGAGCGCAAGGUUGACACCAUUGUCUGUGCCACCGGCUUUGACGUUUCGUACCGACCACGUUUCCCAAUCGUAGGCGUAGAUGGCAUGGACUUGAAGGAGAAGUGGAAGGUCUGCCCUGAGUCGUAUCUCGGCCUUGCAAUCCCGGACUUUCCAAACUUCCUCACCUUCAUCGGCCCGACUUGGCCUGUCGAGAAUGGUUCAGUGAUGGGCCCGCUACACACAGUCUCCGACUACGCCGUUCAGAUCAUCAAGAAGAUGCAGAAUGAGAACAUCAAAAGUUGGGUGCCCGAUCAGGCAAAGACCGAUGCUUUCAACGACCACGUGCAGGAGUGGAUCAAGCACACUGUCUGGAAGGACGAGUGCCGAAGCUGGUACAAAAAUAACGACACCGGCCGUGUCAAUGCUGUCUGGCCCGGCUCGUCUAUGCACUACCAGCAAGUCAUUGCCCAGCCGAGGUACGAAGACUUUCACAUCCAGUACUUCGAUAAGAACCCUUGGGCUUCGCUGGGCAUGGGCUGGACAAUCGAGAACCGCCUAGGUGCGCAGGGCGCGGACUGCAGUCCGUACCUCAACCUUAACAAUAUUGACCCGAAGUGGUUCGAAGCAAUGGGUGGUGACGCCAAGGUGCUUGUCGAGCAGCAGAACAAUCAAAACGCUCGAAAGGGAGCCAGGGCACCGAUAGAUCAGUAGUAGCACCCUUGAACAUGU